AUGAACCCGCUCAGCUCUGGUCGUGCCCCCGGUCUGGCACAAUGGGCCGGUGCCGCAUCGACCAUGAAUGCGUCGUUGGUGCUGGACCAGCCGGGCAACGUCGCAUACACCAAUCUUGAUCUGAUUUCAGGAAGAGUCGUGGUGCGCACAGGGAAGAGCACCGACAUCAGCAACAUUGUAGUCAAACUUGAAGGCGAGUCACGCACGAGAUUGAUGACACCGCCUGGCCCAGAUGGUCAGCGACCAAAGCCACAAGUCGAGGUACAGGUUGUGUUUCCACCUACAGAUGUGCAACAAUCCCGGGCUCACAUGGCUGGAAAGGCCGCAUACACCUUGCCAGCUGGACAACAUGAGUACCCCUUCAGUUUCAAGCUGCCGUUUAACAAUGCAUGCUCUGUUCACCAGAAAAGCCAAGUGCCGGUCAUGAUCGGCAUGGAGGUCGCGAUGCCUGCGACACAACAUGUCAAGAGGACGCUUCCUCCGACUAUGUCUGGCUUUCCGGGCGAAGCUGAGAUUCGAUACUUUGUCAAGGUGACUGUUGGUCGGAGUUCGUUCUUCAAGGAGAAUCCGAGAGCUUAUGCGCCUUUCAACUUCUUCCCAAUAGAGCCGCCGAGACCUCCUAGUUCAGGAUCAGAGAUUUACGCUCGCCAAAGACAUGUGUUCAGCCCUUUUCCCGAUGAUGUGCCCUCCAAGGAAAAGAUGAGGAGCUUGUUCGGGAUGAAGUCGAGUGCGCCGAGUUCUCCGACGAGUCCGACCUUCUCCAAAGAAGCACCGAGUCUCAGCGUGGACGCAAGGCUACCAGAGCCUGCUCUUCUGACGUGCAACAAAGACAUUCCCUUGCGGUUGCUAGUAAAGAAGCUCAAUAGCUGCAACGACACAGUAUUCUUACAAUCGCUUCAAAUAUCGCUCAUCGGACUCACCAGGAUCCGAGCGCAUCAGAUCUACCGCACAGAAACCAACAGCUGGAUAAUCACAAGUCAAAGUAACCUGAAUGUUCUCAUUGGCACAGCCUCGGAUGCCGAAGGUACUGAGAUCGUUCUAGACGACAGAGCAUGGCGUGGUGUCCCUCUACCGACAAAUGUCGCACCUUCUUUUGUUACCUGCAACAUCGAACGCUCAUACCAAUUGGAUGUUCGAAUAGGCCUUAGCUAUGUUGGGAAUAGCAGCCACAAGCCACAAAGUGUAGUCCUACCACUCAGACUAGACGUGCAGGUGUUCUCUGGCAUCGCACCACCCCCAGAGGUCCUAGCCCGCAUGGCACAGGCCUCCUCGAAAUUGCAGACUGAUCCCUUGUCCGAAAAGCUUCAAGUCGAGACCGAGCUACACCCCGACUUUGGCUCGAAUCAAAUACCACCCACACCCGUUGAACUUGGCAGUUCAUCAAGUCAUGCAUGGCCUGGCCAGCCCGGAAGUGGCCCUAUUGAAGACUACGGAGAUGCGCCACCGAGUUACGAAGAUGCGAUUGCGAAUGAUGCGCCUUCAGUCGUGGCUCCCAGGMCCACAUAUGCGCCGCCUGCUCCUAUCGACGACCCUAUGCUAGGUGGCGACGAGAAGAAGAGCAUGCAUUGA
This is a messenger RNA of Ramularia collo-cygni, 1569 nucleotides long. RefSeq names its product related to arrestin (or S-antigen), N-terminal domain protein. Bases 1 to 1569 code for a protein of 522 amino acids. Gene Ontology annotation, biological process: ubiquitin-dependent endocytosis. Gene Ontology annotation, cellular component: plasma membrane; cytosol; cytoplasm. The record is from RefSeq and is a predicted model, not a curated record. The transcript is spliced from 3 exons. Gene Ontology annotation, molecular function: protein-macromolecule adaptor activity; ubiquitin protein ligase binding. Lineage: Eukaryota; Fungi; Ascomycota; Dothideomycetes; Mycosphaerellales; Mycosphaerellaceae.